Selaginella moellendorffii is the source of this 568-nucleotide messenger RNA. RefSeq lists its product as uncharacterized. Lineage: Eukaryota; Viridiplantae; Streptophyta; Lycopodiopsida; Selaginellales; Selaginellaceae. The record is from RefSeq and is a predicted model, not a curated record. The coding region runs from base 14 to 337 and encodes 107 amino acids. The transcript has 3 exons.
UCCAGUUUGUGCGAUGAUCUCCUAUCCUGUUGUAUCGUCGCUAAAGUCGGCUCUUGACAGGAGUGAUGCGGAUCCCGAAGAGGCAGAGAAACGCUACAAAGAUGUGCUCGUGGCUUACGAGUAUGUUUUCGAGGAGGAGAUCAGCCGUGAAGUGCGAGAGAAAGCAGCCUUGGAAGACGUGACCGGGUCUGCGCUGCGAACCAGCCAUGGAUUUGCGUAUUGGCGUGACGAGAAGAACCAGAACUAUGCGAAGAAGAUCGUGGCGGCUUUCGGGAUUUCAGUGACAGUGAUUUCAUCUGCAGCGUCGGCAGGGUCGUGGCCUCCAACAACACCAUGAUAAUGAUUGCAACUUCACUGUCUUCGCUGCCUGGAUCCCGCUAUUUCUUCCGGAGUUCACGGAGUUGACGUUCGUCGGUGUUUGGUCUGGAACGCCGGCUUGUGUCGAUGGACAUUACAGUCUAGCGACGUCUAUAGACCAUCCAGGUUUCAUGCUCUCGAGUACUUCAGGUAUUGACAUUGUCAUCUGAUCGUCUCGCUCAUGGGUGCUUUCAUGCGCAGGGAUGUGAUC